Messenger RNA from Aspergillus melleus, 1186 nucleotides. RefSeq lists its product as uncharacterized. The coding region runs from base 1 to 1107 and encodes 368 amino acids. The record is from RefSeq and is a predicted model, not a curated record. The transcript is spliced from 4 exons. Lineage: Eukaryota; Fungi; Ascomycota; Eurotiomycetes; Eurotiales; Aspergillaceae.
AUGAACAUGUCUCUCGCUCUUCAGAUCUCAGGAAGGUUUAUUGAUCUCGACCUCGGACAGAGAAUCGGCCAGGUUAUCGAAAAUCAAGAGAAUUUGUAUUCGGAGUUGCGCAAAAGUCUCCAAGUCUUCACCUACUCUAUACGACAAUCAGUUGAGCGAGAUCUGGAAAGGUAUAACGACUGGAACAUAAAGACAGAGGUCCGCAUGGAGGACCUUUAUGAGUCUAUGUCUACAGGAUUCCCAUCCUUAGAUCACAUCGAAGUACCAGCGGAGCCUUUAUUCCCAAACAUUGAAGGAAAAAACGAUGCGAGUAACUACACAAAGAUGAAAGUGUCAAGAGCUCGCACGUUCAAAGAAAACGAUGCAGACUUUGAGAGGGUUCUGAAAGAAUUCAAGGACUCAAGCCUGUUGGAGCGGCUGGGUGAGCAGACUGGCUCUGCGGAUCUAAGUGUCCUCCUUGAGAACAUAGAAAGACAAAACAUAAAUAAGCAAGGAAGAGGCUUUUCCACGAGCAAAAACAGGAUGCUCUCUGGUGUCAAUGCGUGGACUAAUAUCUUGCCUUCUCAAUAUACAAAUACUAUACUGAGCAGCUACACCGUGCUUCUUCAGGCAUCCAAAGCAUCCGAGAAUACAUUCGAACUCAUGGUGGAAGGUCUUGCGGAAGCAAGCGAUGCUAUAAGACUCUGCAAGCGAGAAUACGACCUCUACCCGGCGCCGGAAGUAAAGGAGGCAAUGAUAAAACUGUACUCUCACGUCCUUGCAUUCGGUGCAGAGGCAGCCAUGAUAACUAAGAAGAGCUUUGCCGGACGAUUUAUCCACGCCAUGACGUUUCAGGAUGGCCCUAUUCCAAAGCUUAUCGUGAAGAUUCAGAAGCAGGCUCGAGCGAUUAUGCAGGAAGUAGAGUAUCAACAGAGGCUAGAAAUGCGGGAUAUGAGUUCAAGGGUGCGACAUAUUGAGCGAGACCAGCAGAAGAUUCUUUCGGGAAUUGCCAGCCAGAGGAAGAUAUUGGAGUCUUUACGAGACCAACAGAGUAUCAUGUCGAUGAUCAAGACCCAGCAGGAGAUACUUGAUGGUGUUCAGAAACUCCUUCUUAGAAUCCCGGCGUGAAGGUUCUAUAACCACUCAGUAAUACUAUAUGGACAUAGGCAUAUCAGGAGCUUAUAUAGUUGCUCUACGCACAUUUAAG